Messenger RNA from Chenopodium quinoa (quinoa), 2348 nucleotides. RefSeq names its product cell division cycle-associated protein 7-like. Lineage: Eukaryota; Viridiplantae; Streptophyta; Magnoliopsida; Caryophyllales; Amaranthaceae. Gene Ontology annotation, cellular component: nucleus. Bases 254 to 1552 code for a protein of 432 amino acids. The record is from RefSeq and is a predicted model, not a curated record. The transcript has 5 exons. Gene Ontology annotation, biological process: regulation of DNA-templated transcription.
ACGUGUCCAUCACAAUGAGCUCCCAUGGGCCAGUAUAUGAGUAUAUAUCCAUUCUAUUUGUAACAAACAGUUAUCCAUUUAAGCCCACAUUAUAUUAUACAAAAUUACCUUCUCUUAUUACUAUAAUAACUGAAAAUGAAAUACGAGUACAUAAAAUAAUCACUGUUCAAAAAAAUUCAACCUCAGUCUUGAGUUCUAUAAACCCCUCUCUUUCCCCCCUUCGACCGUUGGGGUUUUUCUCCUGUCACCAACAAUGGCGAUUACACGGAGGUCCGCCGUUGCCAAACACCAACUUCAGGCAACUCCUCCACCUCUUCCGCCAGUUCCUCCGCCUCCCCCUGUUGCUGAAAUCACUCCCAAAUCAAACAACAACAGCGAACGACCCCAGCAACAGGAACAACCCCAGAAAGAACAGCAACCUGCUGUUGUUGCUGAAACAGUUUCGAAUUAUGAGCAAACGAGAGAGCACCGGAUCAAAGAAAACCGUGAACGUUUACAGAAACUUGGCAUUGUCGAUCUCUCUCUUCAACUUAAGUCCAUUGUUGCUACUAAACGAACACCAAGAAGAACUCAGUUUGACCGAAAUACCCCUCUCAAGUCUCCGCCUUCGGGCCCCACUGAACGCCGCCGUUCUUCCAGGCUGCAAAAUGCGCCACCAGUAACCUACACUGAGCCAAAGGAGGAGAAACCAAAAAGAGGUAGGGACAUUGUGUUGGAAGAGGGGGCAAAGCCCGAGAUUUAUACUGAAGAGCAUGAGAAACUGUUGGGGAAUACGGAGAUGCCCUGGACAUUUUUCGUCGAUGGGUAUAGAGCGGAUGGAACUCGGAUUUAUGAUCCGGUCAGUGGGAAGACUUGCCAUCAGUGCCGGCAGAAGACUCUUGGACAGCGCACUCGCUGCAGCAAAUGCAAUCUUGUCCAAGGACAGUUUUGUGGGGAUUGUCUUAUGAUGAGAUAUGGGGAGCAUGUUGUAGAAGCCAAUCAAAACCCAGAUUGGAUUUGCCCUCCUUGUCGUGGGAUUUGUAACUGCAGUUUGUGUCGCCAAGCUAGAGGAUGGUGUCCAACUGGGGCUCUGUACAAAAGGAUCAGCAACUUGGGAUACAAAUCAGUGGCACAUUAUCUUAUUACAACAAAACGUGCUCCUCCAGAUGCAGAGAAUAGUUCUGAUGCUUCACAACCUGUGAAAAGGUCUCUUCCUUUUGAGGGUAUGGAGCUACCCAAUGAUACUGUUUCUGAUGACAAAGCAGUUGUUGAGAAUACUGAACUCAACCCACAAUCUGAAAAUAAGGCGACUCUUGGUGAAUCAGAUCCAAAGUCAAAGGGUGUUGGGAGACCAAGGAAAAGAUCUAAGAAAGAAAAUACUGAUGCUGGCGAGGAAUUAGUGACAGUAAGUGAAGAUUCAGUAAAUGCGCCUGUUCCUAACAUGAACGGUCCAAAAUCUUCAACUCCCUCUGUUGAUGAGUUGAAUCCAAAACUCUUUGUCAGGCGAUCAGGGAGGAGGUCCGUUCAAGAAAAUGUUGACGUUGUUGGUGAGAUGUCUGUGGAAAGCAAAUGAAAUUCCAAGAGAAGAACCUGUUUCUGCUAUGAAGGAUCCAAACAAUUCAGAAAUCAAGGUUGAUAGCAUUGCUCGAAGGCUAAGGUCGAGGAACAAAACUUGAAUUACUGCAGUACUGCAGUUUGCUUAACCUCUCUUCUUAAGAGGAUGGUUACUGUUCUGCCUUUUUGGGAAUCAUGAAACAUAUCUACUGUAUUGGGAUAGCAAGCUCAUUGGUUUAGGUACCAUUUUGUGGGUAGUAUGGUGUAUCUUUUGGGAUAGAAAGUUCAUUGGUUUAGGUACCUAAUUGUAGGGUAUAAUCUAUCUUUUGGGAACACAUCAAACUUAUUAAACAGAAUGGUUUUGCUCUUUUAGGAAGGAUCAAUCAUGAUUCAUCCUUGUAAUUGUACUAAAAUAUGCAGGUUGUAGAUCUAAUAGAAGGGUAACUAUUUGUUAUUGUUCUUGGAAAAGUAUUUCGCAUAUGCCUCUAUUGUCAUAUUGAGAACUGGUUAUGACUUAUGAGUAUCUUAGAGCCCAUCAUUUCUGCAGAUGGUGCAUGCCUACUAUGUUAUGCAACUAUCUCCUACAAGCUACAAGGGUGCCUUGUCAAUGCGAGUCAAGUUCCUGUUUUAUGUUAUGUAAAGAUUUUUUUUUGACAUUAGACAUUCAGACCUUGUUUGAAGACAACUACUUCGACUUGGUUGAAUUCCCCAUAGUUUUCACUACUAUGUUCUUGCAAGCAAAUUACUCUGUAUUUUGAAAAACAUAAUCCAUAACUAUAUAUUUCGUAAUGUAUGAAAUUAUGAACCUUUGUUUA